Ictidomys tridecemlineatus (thirteen-lined ground squirrel) is the source of this 6366-nucleotide messenger RNA. RefSeq names its product huntingtin interacting protein 1 (gene Hip1). Gene Ontology annotation, cellular component: clathrin-coated vesicle; cortical actin cytoskeleton; presynapse. NCBI's taxonomy places the organism in Eukaryota, Metazoa, Chordata, Mammalia, Rodentia, Sciuridae. Gene Ontology annotation, biological process: clathrin coat assembly; endocytosis; actin filament organization. Gene Ontology annotation, molecular function: actin filament binding; clathrin light chain binding; phosphatidylinositol-3,5-bisphosphate binding. The record is from RefSeq and is a predicted model, not a curated record.
CACCGGGGCCAGCGGGCAGGAAGUGGUGCACAAUGCCGUUCUUUGAGGGGAGACUCGGCUGGUCUUAGGUCCUGUGUGACUCCAGGGAAAUCUGGAGAACAGCCUGUUCCCAGAGGAUGUUCUCUAGCCCAGAGCCCCCUCCAGAGACUGUCAGCAUCAAUAAGGCCAUUAACACGCAGGAAGUGGCUGUGAAGGAAAAACAUGCCAGAACAUGCAUCCUGGGCACCCACCACGAGAAAGGCGCUCAGACCUUCUGGUCUGUGGUCAACCGGCUGCCUCUCUCCAGCAACGCCAUGCUCUGCUGGAAGUUCUGCCAUGUGUUCCACAAGGUCCUCCGUGAUGGACACCCAAACGUCCUGAAGGACUCUCUGAGAUACAAAAGUGAAUUGAGUGACAUGAGCAGGAUGUGGGGCCACCUGAGCGAGGGCUAUGGACAGCUCUGCAGCAUCUACCUCAAACUGCUGAGAACCAAGAUGGAGUUCCAUACCAAGAACCCUAGGUUCCCGUGCAACCUUCAGAUGAGCGACCGACAGCUGGACGAGGCUGGAGAAAGUGACGUCAACAACUUUUUCCAGCUAACAGUGGAGAUGUUUGACUACCUGGAGUGUGAACUGAACCUCUUCCAGACUGUGUUCAACUCCCUGGACAUGUCCCGCUCGGUGUCAGUGACCACUGCAGGGCAGUGCCGCCUCGCCCCGCUGAUCCAGGUCAUCCUGGACUGCAGCCACCUCUAUGACUACACCGUCAAGCUCCUCUUCAAACUCCACUCUUGUCUCCCAGCUGACACCCUGCAGGGCCACCGAGACCGCUUCAUGGAGCAGUUCACAAAGUUGAAAGAUCUCUUCCACCGCUCCAGCAACCUCCAGUACUUCAAGCGGCUCAUUCAGAUCCCCCAGCUGCCAGAGAACCCACCCAACUUCCUGCGAGCCUCGGCCCUGUCGGAACACAUCAGCCCUGUGGUGGUCAUCCCCGCAGAGGGCUCGUCCCCUGACAGUGAACCCAUCUUAGAAAAGGAUGACCUCAUGGACAUGGAUGCCUCCCAGCAGAAUUUAUUUGACAACAAGUUUGACGACAUCUUUGGCAGCUCCUUCAGCAGCGAUCCCUUCAAUUUCAACAGCCAGAAUGGCAUGAGCAAGGAUGAGAAGGACCACCUGAUCGAGGCCCUGUAUAGGGAGAUCGGCGGGCUGAAAGCACAGAUGGAAAACGUGAAGGUAGAGAGCCAGCGGGCCAUGCUGCAGCUGAAGGGCCGCGUCAGCGAGCUGGAGGCUGAGCUGGCCGAGCAGCAGCACUUGGGGCGACAGGCGGCUGACAACUGCGAGUUCCUGCGGACGGAGCUGGACGAACUCAGGAAGCAGCGGGAGGACACGGAGAAGGCCCAGCGGAGCCUGACGGAAAUCGAGAGGAAGGCCCAGGCCAAUGAGCAGCGGUAUAGCAAGUUGAAGGAGAAGUACAGCGAGCUGGUUCAGAACCAUGCCGACCUGCUGCGGAAGAAUGCAGAGGUGACCAAACAGGUGUCUGUGGCCAGACAAGCCCAGGUGGAUUUGGAACGAGAGAAAAAAGAGCUAGAAGAUUCCAUGGAGCGUGUGAGCAGCCAGGCCAAGCUGAAGACUCAAGAGCAGCAGGGCAUUCUAGAGAGUUUGAAGCAAGAACUUACCACCAGCAGACAGGAGCUGCAGCUCCUCCACAGCAGCCUGGACACCUCUGCCGAGUCAGAAGCAAAAUGGACAAUGAAGGUCGCUGAACUAGAGGAGGAGCGGGGCAGCUUGGCCAGCACCGUGGCUCUUCAGGAAGAGGAAUUAGUAACCCUUCGAGAACAACUGGAAGGCACACAGCUCAAACUGGCCAGUACACAGGAAUCUAUGGGCCAGCUUGCUAAGGACCAGCAGAAGAGGCUUCUGGUGGGGUCUAGGAAGGCUGCGGAUCUGGUGAUCCAGGAGGCUCUGAGCCAGAUGGAGGAGCCCACGCUCAUCAGCUGCGCUGGAUCCGCAGAUCACCUUCUUGCCAAGGUCAAGUCCAUGUUCAGCUGCAUUGAGCAACUGGAAAAGAGCCGGGGCCAGUAUCUGGCCUGCCCAGAAGAUAUUGGUGGGCUUCUGCACUCAGUGACCCUGCUGGCCCACUUGACCAGUGAGACCCUGGCCCACGGCAGCACCACCAGCCUCAGGGCCCCGCCCGAGCCCGCUGACUCUCUCACUGAGGCCUGUAAGCAGUACGGCAGGGAGGCUCUUGCCUAUCUGGCCUCCCUGGAGGAAGAGGAAGCCCUGGAGAAAGCAGACAGCACCAGCAUGAGGACCUGCCUCUUAAAGAUCAAGGCCAUCGGCGAGGAGCUGUUGCCCAUGGGCCUGGACAUCAAACAGGAGGAGCUGGGGGACCUCGUGGACAAGGAGAUGGCUGCCACUUCGGCUGCCAUUGAAGCUGCCACAGCUCGGAUAGAGGAAAUGCUCAGCAAAUCUCGAGCAGGGGACACAGGUGUGAAGUUAGAGGUGAAUGAAAGGAUCCUCGGUUCCUGCACCAGCCUGAUGCAGACCAUCCAGGUCCUGAUUGUGGCCUCGAAGGACCUACAGAGGGAGAUCGUGGAGAGCGGCAGGGGGACUGCAUCCCCUAAAGAAUUUUAUGCCAAGAACUCUCGGUGGACAGAGGGACUCAUCUCAGCCUCCAAAGCCGUAGGCUGGGGAGCCACCAUCAUGGUGGAUGCUGCUGACCUGGUGGUACAAGGCAGAGGGAAGUUUGAGGAGCUGAUGGUGUGUUCACAUGAAAUUGCUGCUAGCACAGCCCAGCUGGUGGCGGCAUCGAAGGUGAAAGCUGACAAGGACAGUCCCAACCUCGCCCAGCUUCAGCAGGCCUCUCGGGGAGUGAACCAGGCCACCGCGGGGGUCGUGGCCUCCACCAUUUCGGGCAAAUCACAGAUAGAGGAGACAGACAAUAUGGAUUUCUCAAGCAUGACACUGACCCAGAUCAAACGCCAGGAGAUGGAUUCCCAGGUCCGGGUGCUCGAGCUGGAAAACGACCUCCAGAAGGAGCGGCAGCGGCUGGGAGAGCUCCGCAAGAAGCACUAUGAGCUGGCCGGUGUGGCCGAGGGCUGGGAGGAAGUCUUUUCCGUUUCAUCCUUUGCACAAACUUGCGAGCAUCCAAGGGCCGGUGGAUUCCAAACCAGGGCGCUGCCCGCGUCAGUGGCUGGGAUGGCGGGAGUAUCCUGGCCAAGAAGGCCACCGUGGCGCCCCCCCCUUUGGCAGUCCCGCGGAUUCCCACUGCUUCUCAUGGUGGCCGUUUGGGUCUUUUGGUUUUAUAUUUUGAAAGUUUCAGUCACUCAGCCAACUCUUCCAAAGGACACCCCUGGAGCCCCGAGCCACCGGGCCCCCGCCCCAGCAGCCUCAGACCUGGUGCCACGCAGACUUUGCCUUGGUGCUCCAGCUCGGCCUCCUUGCUGAGUGUCCCGCUGAGCGAAUGCCGGUCAGCAGAGGCCACUCACCAGGGGUGGGCCACAGCUCUCCUCAGGAGGCGGAAGCAGAGCGAGUGCCUUUCCUCCCUAAGGCUGGAGGCCAGCCGAGCACCUCUGUCCACCUUCGCAGGCAACAGGGCUCCAAGAUGCCCUUCCUGGGAGCUCCCUGAAGGGGCUCACGCACCUGAUCACAUGCUUGAACGGAACUGGUGUGCUAGCAACACUACUUCCCUAGAGAGGAUGGUCUGUGCCGUGCCAUGGCAAGAAGGCCACCUCCGGGAGACCAGGCAGGGCCCCGGGGCAGUGCAGGAGAGUUUCCAGUUCCUUCCUCCAGCGUCCUGCCUGGGCAUCCUAUCGAACCUGAAGAAGAGAGUUCCAUGUGCUACCUGAUCGACAUCUGGAAGAUCAGACACCCACUUGCUCCCAUCAGGAAAGGACCUUUCGUAUUUAUUACUAACCUCCUUUAAGCAGCAGCGGUCCACAAAGAGAUGCUUGGAGCAAUCGCAGUCACCAGUGUGGCUGAGGCGAGGCUUAUCUGCUGCCCUCGACACCUGUCUCUCUUCAGAGAUCAUCCACAGGGCAAGGGACCAUCCCUGGGCUGUUCCUGGCUUGGAUCCCAAAGCAAGCAGGUUCCUCAGAGCAUUCGGAGCAGGGAAGGGGAGAAAGGGGACCACUGGCUCUGGCUUCUUCCAGCUACACGUUCCCAGCCCUUGCUGCCCUGCGACAGGACCUGGACAGAGGGCACAGCCGCCUAGAGAUGGGCAGCCUCACAGCACUUUUCCACUCCCGAUGAACCCAGCAUUAAGUGACCUUCUGAUCUUGGAAACAACGGCGUCUUCCUUGCUUAUCUGUAGCAGCUCAUAGGUGGUCGCCAGCAGGCGCUUCCUUGGACCUGCCCCCAGGGGUGUCGGGAAGUCGGCCACAUGACGGGUUGUGAGACUUCUGUUUGAUCACUGUGAAUCAACCCCCUUUUCCUUCCCACCCACCCCCAUGCCCUCUCCUUGCAUUUUCUAAAUGGGACACUCUAAAAAUUGUCCCCCAGGAACUCUGAUGACCGUUCUCAGGCGUGUGGCCUCUGUGCUAGGCUAAGGAGGUGUCUGUGGCAGCAUCUGGGCUGUCCUGGGUUCAGUGCCUCUCUGUGCGAAGUGUUUCUCCAUUCCAAGACUCAGAAGGCGCCAUGUGCAGUGCCCUGGCCCACUUGUGCCAGUCAAGCUGAUUGGUGUGUUCCCAGUGUGGGAUAGCCUUUCCAGAGGUGGUGGACCAAGUCCUCGCUUCUGUGGUCCACAUCAUGCACACCCACAUGUCCCAAAUUAAUCUGUUCCAAUAUACAUAUCGGAACAGAUUAGUAUUUCCUAAAAUAACACUUGCUCUAAAAACAGUCAUUUUAAAAACCCUCCUGAGCUCAGUCAGCCCAAGUAAUAAAACAGUCAAGAUGGCACUCACCCCAGAGCACAGGCUGACCCAGUGUCACCACCUAUCAGAUGUCACUUAAUCCCUUUUAUAAUAGCUCAGAUGAGAAAUUGUGCCAUCCUCAAGCCCAAAUCAAAUUGUCUGUCUGGCUCUUCUAACAAUGAGUGGGUGGGAAUACCUUGGAUGAAAACAAAAAUUCCAUCUCAAAGCUGGAAAUGAACCUCACAAGCCUCUUCAAUGAGUUCCUGACCUUCUUAGUAGCUGAAGAAUCAUGGUGAAUGCAGAUGGUCCCCACACGCAGGCAGCCGCACAGUGAUGGCUUAGGAUUGGACAGCAGUUAACACGCACACCUGCACCUGGUAUCUAAUUUUGUAAUUCAGUCCUCUAAUACCUUUAGAGUUAGCAUAUUCAUGUACAUAAUCAGCAGAAAGAUAGAAAAGACCUGCUUUCGUGGGAUUAUUUGAUAUCCGAGCACAAAGUAAUAAUUUAGAUGACAUGCUGAUUCUUCUGCCCACAGCAGUAUCUCUAGGAUCCCACCUUGAAUACAAGUCCCAGGGGCUGGAAGAACCAAACGGUCCAGAGCGUCCUCUCUUAGAGUUGUUUCCGCUACCAAAUCAGACACCAAGGUUUAUAACGGGCUCAUAAGUACAUGUCAUUUUGGUCAGGCUGGUUUGCUUUGGCCUCUGGCCCCUGAGGAAGGGGGGUUCUCAGCUGGAGCCUGGGAAGUUCUCACUUCCUGGUUGGCUCCUUAGCAUAGAGGGGUCUCCUGGCUCCAUUUCAUCCUGGUUUUUAACAGCUGGUAAGUGUUCUUGCUAACUACCGCCUUUCCACAUCUCUGGAAAUCCUGCCAAGGAAAGCCUUCCCAACAUGGGCCUUCCAACCAGAGUGGCUUUGCCUUCUCUCCGCCAUCUUGGUCCUGCAGAGACCGGACUUCUAUAGCAUAAGGAUCCACCUAUGGAGCCUGCCGGCCAGCAGUGCAACAAACCAAAGCAGCCAUCAGCUGCUCUUUCCUUCAUCUCCCAGGACCAGUGACACACAAUGGUGGCACUGCCUCUCUUGUGCCCCCAGGAGCCAAAGCAAUGGGAAAUAAUAGGUUAGAUGCCAUUGGAUCCAAUUCUGAGAGUAGAUCUUUCCAGACAUGUCUUUCAGAUGACCCUCAACUACCUCAGGUUUGAAAGCCCUAAAGCUGAUUACCACUCACAGGGACAAACCGAGGGGGUUUGGUUAAAUCUUGGUGAUAACACAACUGUCUCAAACUUAUAACAAACUUAACCUUUAGGUUUGCAGGGAUGGGGUUGGGUCUGGUUUUCUUCUGUUUUUAACCUCUUCCCCAGUUCUCCAUUAGAGUAGUCCCUAUAAAUAAAUUUCAUUUUUCACUGAGUGCCUACCUUCCCAGGGCAGGUAGCCACUGGCUUUUGUUUCCUUCCAACAAUACUUUUAUUAUGGUAUUAAGAACUGUCUUUGUAUAAUACAUUGCAUCUGUGUUUUCAAUUUUUCAAAUAAAUAUUUCAGCCUGGCAA